ACGGGGAACGCACAAAUACCGUCGUCGUCGUCUUUAACCUCGUAAAAUUAGCAAAAUUAAGCUGUCGCCCAAAGAAAACAAAUAACUGAGAUUUGGAAGAAGAAGAAAUAGAGAAAUGGAAAGCAAGGCGGAAGGAAAGGGAGGGUACUGGGCGGCGCUGGACCCGCGGCGGUGCGACUCGUGCAAGGGGGUCGCGGCACGGGUCUAUUGCCGAGCGGACACAGCGUACCUCUGCCGCGGGUGCGACGCGCGCGUGCACGGAGUGGCGUCCCACCACGAGCGCGUCUGGGUGUGCGAGGUCUGCGAUCAGGCGCCGGCCGUCGUUACCUGCAAGGCCGAUGCCGCCGCUCUCUGCCGCGCCUGCGACGCCGACAUUCAUUCCGCCAACACCCUCGCUGGCCGUCACGAACGAGCCCCGGUCGUACCCUUCGUCGAGCCCCUCUCUGACGUCCAACUCAAACCCUCCUCCGCCGCCACCGCUGUAAGCGGUGGCUCGUUCCCGGUCGAGGGAAACAACGACGUGGAUGCUGCGGCGGCGGCCUCCUGGCUCCUCUCGUCCCAAGGGCAUACCAGCUUCAAGAGUUUGAUCGGGGCGGCUGAUCUCAAAUCAACAGACUAUUUCUUCUCGGAUGUAGAUCCGUACCUGGAUCUGGAGUACGCCACUUCGACGAACGCCCGAUUCACCCAGUCGGACAGCGUGGUUCCCAUCCACACCAAGGCGGCCAGUUACGAUGGUGGAGUCCCGCCUCUUCCGUCGUUCCAGGUCCCAUUGGGUGGCUGCAUAGAACUCGAUUUCGCUACGUCCAAGGCCUCCUAUAGUUCCCACACCAGCCACUCCAUAAGCCAUAGCAUGUCGUCUUCGGAGGUCGGCGUGGUGCCGAAUGGCAGCGUGAUGGUGGACGUCAGCAAUCCCUGCCCUGGAGUGACCGGGAAGGCGGCGGAGCAAAUGGACCGUGUGACGAGGGUGAUGCGAUACCGGGAGAAGAGAAAGAACCGUCGAUUCGAGAAAACGAUCCGGUACGCGUCGCGGAAGGCGUACGCGGAGACGCGGCCACGGAUCAAGGGCCGGUUUGUCAAGCGGACUGACAUCGAGCCGGAGGUCGACUGCAUCUACUCCUCCGCAGCCGCCGCCGCCGCGGCGCUCAUGGCGGACUCCGCCUACGGCGUCGUCCCAUCCUUUUGAGAGCGAGCGAUCGAUCGAUCGCCGCUCGUAACUUGUAAGACGCAACCAUAUUCCACCCUCUGUUCCUUCGCCCUUUUCCUCCUCAUAUUAUAUAUGUAUAUAUGCCUAAAAAUAAGCUGUAAACCUUCCGAUGCCGUGGGCGCUCGAAUCUUGAUGUUCCA
This is a messenger RNA of Zingiber officinale, 1344 nucleotides long. RefSeq names its product zinc finger protein CONSTANS-LIKE 5-like. Gene Ontology annotation, biological process: regulation of photoperiodism, flowering; regulation of flower development. Gene Ontology annotation, cellular component: nucleus. The record is from RefSeq and is a predicted model, not a curated record. Gene Ontology annotation, molecular function: protein binding; zinc ion binding. NCBI's taxonomy places the organism in Eukaryota, Viridiplantae, Streptophyta, Magnoliopsida, Zingiberales, Zingiberaceae. The transcript is spliced from 2 exons. The coding region runs from base 116 to 1183 and encodes 355 amino acids.